Molecule: messenger RNA, 882 nt
Organism: Asparagus officinalis (garden asparagus)
Lineage: Eukaryota; Viridiplantae; Streptophyta; Magnoliopsida; Asparagales; Asparagaceae
Product: gamma carbonic anhydrase-like 2, mitochondrial
Exons: 2
Coding region: 121-681 (186 amino acids)
Source: RefSeq, a predicted model, not a curated record
GCGGAGCCAAAUCCCGGUCUCGCACCGCGCGCCGCGGCACGCGUCGAAUCGGAUCGCGUGAACAUGGGACUACAGGGGCCAGACGCCGUAUAAUUCCCACUGGACAGUGCUGGCCAAAAGAUGCGCCGUCGACGCUUACGUGGCCGCCCAACGUCGUCCUUCGCCGGUCAGGUCACUGUCUAUGACGGAUCCUCAGUUUGGAACGGUUCGGUGCUCCGCGGUGAUCUUAACAAGAUCACGGUAGGGUUCUGUUCUAAUAUUCAGGAGCGUUGUGUUGUUCACGCGGCCUGGUCAUCGCCUACAGGACUUCCCGCUGAGACAUCCAUUGACCGCUAUGUGACGGUCGGCGCAUACAGUCUCUUACGUUCAUGCAAUAUUGAACCAGAAUGUAUUAUCGGUCAGCACUCAAUUCUCAUGGAAGGCUCACUGGUCGAGACCAACUCAAUCCUCGAAGCUGGCUCUGUGCUUCCUCCAGGACGUAGGAUUCCAACUGGUGAACUCUGGGCUGGUAAUCCUGCAAGGUUCGUUAGGAAACUGACUCAUGAAGAGAUAGUAGAGAUCCCGAAGCUUGCUAUUGCUAUUAAUGAUCUCAUGCAAAGCCAUUUCUCGGAGUUUCUUCCUUAUUCUACUGUUUAUUUGGAGGUGGAGAAAAUGAAGAAAGCUUUGUCAAUUCCUAUUUAGAAAGUUUUUUUUUUAAUUUUGUGAUGUGUUAUUUAAGAAAUAAGAAGAUCCUGAGGGCUGAGCCCAAACGUAGUCCAUCUACAACUGUGUUGUUGGCUGGAGAUGCAACUUGUGAAUUUUUGUGGACUAUGGAUGUGUACUAGUGUAUCUUUCGUUUGUUUGCCAGGAAAAGUGGAUGAUUUAGUGAUUUCUAUUUUCAGA